Molecule: messenger RNA, 1818 nt
Organism: Prorocentrum cordatum
Lineage: Eukaryota; Dinophyceae; Prorocentrales; Prorocentraceae
Source: the annotation of a GenBank genome assembly
AUGGCGCAGGCGUUGACUGCAACAGUGACCUUCUUGGUGUUGCUCGUGCACUGCAGUGGGCUCAGCCUGCAUACUAAUUGCGGAGGGCAUAAUGACAGCAGCGUUUCUGUGGCCCAGCAAAAAAUCAUACGCAAGGCCAACGCGGGUUCUGCACUCUCAGCGAGCAUGGGAUCUUACCCAGGAACCUCAAGUGGCGUUUCUGGCGUUGUGUCGGUCACCGUGGACGGUGGUCUCCUCAAAGUCGCUUACACUUUGACAGGUCUGGACGCGAGCUUGACAUCAGGUGGCUUGCACAUUCAUUCUGGUUCAGGAACUGAGGUGUGUUCCGAUUCGUCCCUCCCGGGAGGCCACUACUUCGCGACGGGCUUUGCCGACCCGUGGUUUACCACAUGGGCAAAAAGCUCUGGCGAUACCACAGCCGUCGGUUCUUUCACGGUGGGUGCAAGUGGAUAUGACACUCUUGCCGACAAUGAUCUCCAUGCGGUGGUGGUGCACGGUGCCGGAGGUGCCCGAGUGGGUUGUGGAUUCCUUCAGUACUACGGGUCUCUAUCAUCAAGCAUCGGCUCGUAUCCAGGAACCUCGAGCGGUGUGAGUGGGGUGUUCACAGUCUCGGUGUAUACGGGUGUGCUCGAAGUGUCCUACACAUUGGAUGGGCUCGCCGCGAGUGAGACUUCGGGCGGGUUGCACAUCCAUUCUGGGGCGGGCGCUGAUGUGUGCUCCAGCGCUUCCCUCCCAGGUGGCCACUAUUUCGCGACGGGCUUCGCCGAUCCGUGGUCCACCACGUGGUCAAAGGCGGCUGGCAGCACUGUUGCCAAGGGCUCUUUCACGGUGGGUGCAAGCGGCUAUGACACCAUUGCUGCAAAUGCGGACCACGCCGUGGUGCUACACGCUGCCUCGGGUGCACGAAUUGGCUGUGGCUACGCGGGUGCUGGCAAGUCCCUGACCGCCGCCAUGGGCUCGUACCCAGGCACGGCGAGUGGAGUGUCCGGGACCGUGACGGUCACCGUGAGUAUGGGCCUCCUCUCCGUCUCCUACACCCUCACGGGACUCUCUUCGAGCGACACGUCCGGCGGCCUGCAUAUCCACUCAGGGUAUGGUGCAAGUGUUUGCUCGGACCCGUCCCUUCCAGGUGGCCACUACUUCGCCUCGGGCUUCACUGAUCCGUGGUACACCACGUGGACCAAAGCGGCUGGCACCACGGUGGCUUCAGGCUCUUUCACCGUGCUCGCGUCGGGGUACGACACCCUCGCCGAGAACUACCUCCACGCCGUCGUGGUUCACGCUGGCUCGGGUGCGCGGAUCGGGUGUGGUGUGCUUGGCGGGUCAUUCUCAAGCCCGUUUGCCACGGGUGAUCCGCACUUGCAGAAUUUGCACGGUGAGAGGUUCGACCUGAUGAAGCCGGGUAAGCACCUUUUGAUCCAAGUUCCGCGCAAGAGCCCUGAGAACACGCUGCUUCGUGUGGACGCUGACGCACAGCGCGAGGGUGGACAGUGCACAGACAUGUACUUCCAAGAGCUGAACAUCACAGGCGCCUGGGCGGAGGCGAGGCAGACCGGCGGCUUCCACUACCACGCCGACGACGUCGACGGCAAGCCUCCUCAAUGGGCGCACUUCGGGAGCGUGCAGCUGAAGGUCUCCCACGGGCGCACGCGGCAGGGAGUCAGGUACCUGAACCUCUACGUCAAGGACCUCAUGCGCACGGGCUACGCCGUCGGAGGCCUGCUGGGGGACGACGACCACGCGGAGGCGUCGGCGCCCCCGGCGGAGUGCGCCCGCCGCAUGGCCCUCCUCCGCGUGGGCUCGUCUGGCGCCCUCUGA